AUGGAGAACUGCAGUGUAUUUACUGAGUUCAUUUUCUUAGGAUUUUCUAGCAGACACGAUGUUCAACUUGGGCUCUUUGUAUUAUUUCUCUUUGUUUAUGUCACAACUGUCAUUGCCAACUUAGGGAUGAUCUUGCUGAUCAAGAUGGACUCCAGACUCCACACUCCUAUGUAUUAUAUCCUCAGCAACAUGUCUUUCUGUGAUGUCUGUUUUUCCUCAUUUAUCUCUCCCAAGAUGCUGGCUGAUUUCUUAUCUGAGACAAAGAGGAUCCCAUAUACUGCAUGCACCAUACAAAUGUUUGCUUUUUGUAUAUUUGGUGAUGUGGAAGUUCUCAUGUUGGCUGUUAUGGCAUAUGAUCGCUAUGUAGCUAUUUGUAAUCCACUGCUAUAUACAGUAGCCAUGUCCAAAAGACUAUGUACCUUGUUGAUUUUACUCACAUACUUCAUGGGACUGCUGGAUUCUGCAGUUCACACCUUCUUAGCUUUUCAGUUGUCAUUCUGCAAAUCCAACAUCAUCAAUCACUUCUUCUGUGACAUUCCUCCUCUAUUAGCUCUUGCCACUUCUGAUACAUCUAUUAAUGAAAUAAUAUUAUUCAUAUUUAGUACAAUUACGCUGGGUUGCAGCUUCUUCACUAUAUUCCUAUCCUAUAUCUACAUCAUAGCUACCAUCCUUAGAAUGAGAUCAGCUGAGGGGAGACGCAAAGCUUUCUCUACCUGUGCCUCUCACUUAUGCACAGUGGCUCUCCUUCAUGGCACAAUUCUCUACAUGUACUCACGACCCAGCUCCAGUUACUCCAUGGACACUGACAAAAUUACUUCUGUUAUCUACACAGUCAUCAUCCCUAUGUUAAACCCAUUGAUCUAUAGCUUAAGGAAUAAGGAAGUAAAAGGUGCCCUGAGAAAAACAAUCAGCACUAAAUUAUGUCAUCAGUAA
This is a messenger RNA of Suncus etruscus (white-toothed pygmy shrew), 933 nucleotides long. RefSeq names its product olfactory receptor 5W2-like. The record is from RefSeq and is a predicted model, not a curated record. NCBI's taxonomy places the organism in Eukaryota, Metazoa, Chordata, Mammalia, Eulipotyphla, Soricidae. Gene Ontology annotation, cellular component: membrane. Gene Ontology annotation, biological process: G protein-coupled receptor signaling pathway; sensory perception of smell. Gene Ontology annotation, molecular function: G protein-coupled receptor activity; olfactory receptor activity; odorant binding. The transcript has a single exon. Bases 1 to 933 code for a protein of 310 amino acids.